GACAGUAAAAUGGGCUGUAAAGAAUGAUUAGCAGGGUGGCUACAGUUCAUAAGCCAUUCAGACAACAAGAUGUACCAGGAGGGAAGAGGACUGGGGAAUAUUUUCUUCCUUUAACAAAAUAUCUACUGUAUACUUUCAGAUUUGAUGAAAGUGGACAAGUAUGAAGUAGCAUUUUCAAGUAUGAAGUAGAAUUUUAGAAGGCACUGGUUGUGUUAUCAUACAAGUAUGAUAAUCAGUGGUUUCAACAUGGAUUCAGAGGAGGUCAUGGUGGAAAUGGAAAAAACUGGAAGCUCCUCAGAUUCUCAACCAGACCAAGCAGUCCCUCUUUCUGUGGUCUCAGGGUUGCGAAUAAUCCUGAUCGGAGAGAGAGAGGCGGGGAAGAGUGCUGUGGGCAAUGCCAUCCUGGGCAGAGGGAUGUUUGACGCGGUGGGGGUGAGAACAAGAGAGGCGGUAAAGCGUCAGGGAGAGGUGGCCGAGAGGCAGGUGACAGUGGUGGACACGCCUGGUUGGGAGUGGUUCCCCUCCAGGGGCUCUUCUCUGGGGGUCCGGAGGGAGAUCGUCCGGGGCGUGUCGCUGUGCCAGCCUGGCCCCCACGCCGUGCUCCUGGUGGUGCCCCUCUCCUUCUCCUUUACCAGACGGGAGCGGCAGGCGGCCGAGGAGCAUGUGGAUAUGUUGGGGGAGCGGGCUUGGGGGCAUACUGUGGUGCUUUUCACGGUGAAGGGUGGGCGGCUGAAGGAUGCCACCUUAGAGGAGGAGGUGGAGGAGAGUGAGGAACUCCAGGGCCUGGUGGAUCGAUGUGGGGGCCGCUAUCAUGCCCUCUAUGGGAGGCCCAGGAAGGGCCACGAUGCCGUGGCAGAGCUACUUGAGAAGCUGGACAACAUGGUGGCCAAGAACAGAGGGGAGUUGCUCUCCAGCAAGGAGGUACUGGAGGAGGCCAGGGAGAAAGAGGAGGAGGAGGAGAGGAGGCAGCAGGAGGAGGACAGGGAGAGAGAGGAGGAUCUGAGGAGGGUCAAGGAGGCUUUGAGAGAGCUGGAGAUGGAGGAGGAGAUGGAGGAUGUGCAAGGGGAGGGAGAGGAGGCCACAGAGGAGUCCACGAGACAGCAGAGAGGGAGGAGAUACACAGAUGAGAAAUCAGACACAGGUGUGGAAAGCAGCUCAGCAGAUCCUACAUCAGCCCCACCACACCUCACCUGGUCUGACCUCAGGGCCAUUAGAGAUCAGAGAUGUAAGACACAAUAAAAGAGGGGAGAAGAACUUGCUGACUUCCUGAUGGUCUAUACUGACUACAGUCCAAAAUACAUUCAUAUUUUCCACUAUUGAUUUUGGAUAUGGACUGCCAAUUCUGUACAAAUAAGAUUAUUUGAAAAAAAGGUCUACUUGUGGCAGUAGCAUAGCCAGAAAGUCAUUGAUGAGCCUCCAGAAAUUUGUGUGGGCCCCCCCAAAAAUAAAAAAAUAAAAGACAACAGCUAACUUCAUGUAAUUCUACACAUUUAGCUAUUGGGGCAGAGAGAAAAAUGUGCAUUUCUGUAGCUAAUCUCAUGCUAUUCUACACAUUCUAAUUAAAGCUCAAAUAUACAUGUGUUGACUGUGAUAAAGGCACUUGAUUAUGA
This is a messenger RNA of Salmo salar (Atlantic salmon), 1610 nucleotides long. Its product is annotated as GTPase IMAP family member 4. Gene Ontology annotation, molecular function: GTP binding. NCBI's taxonomy places the organism in Eukaryota, Metazoa, Chordata, Actinopteri, Salmoniformes, Salmonidae. The record is from RefSeq and is a predicted model, not a curated record.